AUGUCUAUCUAUCUAUCUAUCAUUCUGUAUCUAUCAUUCUGUCAUAUCCAUCUAUCUAUUUUCUGCUCAUCUAUCUAUCUAUCUAUCUAUCUAUUUCUGUUUCAUAACUAUCUAUCUAUCAUUCUGCUCAUGUCAUAUCUAUCUAUCUAUCAUAUCAUUCUGUUCAUAUCUAUCUAUCAUCAUUCUGCUCAUGUCUAUCUAUCUAUCUAUUCUCAUUCAUCAUAUCUAUCAUCAUUCUAUCAUAUCUAUCUAUCUAUCAUUCUGUCUAUCUAUCUAUCAUUCUAUCUAUCUAUCUAUCAUUCUGCUCAUGUCUAUCUAUCUAUCAUUCUGCUCAUCCAUCUAUAUCAUUCUGUUCUUAACUAUCUAUCUAUCAUUCUGCUCAUGUCUAUCUAUCUAUCUAUCAUUCUUCCUGUCAACUAUCUAUCUAUCAUUUCUGCUCAUGUCUAUCUAUCUAUUCUGUUCAUAACUAUCUAUCUAUCAUCUGCUCAUGUCUAUCUAUCUCUCAUUCUGUCUAUCAUAUCUAUCUAUCUAUUUCUGUUCUAUCUAUCUAUCUUUCAUGCUCAUGUCUUCAUCUAUCUAUCUAUCAUUAUCUAUCUAUCUAUCUAUCUAUCUAUCUAUCUAUCUAUCUAUCUAUCUAUCAUUCAUUCUUUCAUAACUAUCUAUCUAUCAUUCUCAUGUAUCUAUCUAUCUAUCAUUUCUGCUCAUGUCUAUUAUCUAUCAUUAUCAUCUAUCUAUCUAUCAUUUCUGCUCAUAAUCUAUCUAUCUAUUUAUCUAUCAUUCUAUCUUCAUUCUAUUUCAUAA
Acanthosepion pharaonis is the source of this 801-nucleotide messenger RNA. The record is from the annotation of a GenBank genome assembly. NCBI's taxonomy places the organism in Eukaryota, Metazoa, Mollusca, Cephalopoda, Sepiida, Sepiidae.